Messenger RNA from Glycine soja, 1183 nucleotides. Its product is annotated as acid sugar phosphatase-like. Gene Ontology annotation, cellular component: chloroplast. The transcript is spliced from 7 exons. The coding region runs from base 53 to 1003 and encodes 316 amino acids. Gene Ontology annotation, molecular function: phosphatase activity. The record is from RefSeq and is a predicted model, not a curated record. NCBI's taxonomy places the organism in Eukaryota, Viridiplantae, Streptophyta, Magnoliopsida, Fabales, Fabaceae.
ACUUUAACGAAUCUGAUCUGAGCAAAGGUUGGUUGUGAGCGAAACACAGAAAAUGAUACCCAGAUGCUCUGUUUCACCCCCUCAGAUUCGCCCAUUUCAGUUUCAGAACUUGAACGGUCUCCGACAACUCGCCGAAACGCGGCGUUUCAAGGUAUGGUUGCUGGACCAGUUCGGAGUCCUCCACGAUGGAAAACAACCUUACCCCGGUGCCAUUUCAACCUUAGAAAAUAUAGCUAAGACGGGUGCUAAGAUGGUGAUCAUAAGCAACUCAUCGAGACGUUCAUCGGUGACUAUUGAGAAAGUCAAGGGUCUUGGAUUUGAUGCCUCUCUUUUUCUGGGUGCCAUCACUAGUGGAGAACUAACUCACCAGUACUUGCAAAGCAGGAGAGAUGAUCCUUGGUUUGCAGCUUUGGGAAGGUCUUGCAUUCAUUUCACCUGGAAUGGCCGGGGAGCAAUACCUCUCGAGGGCUUAGACUUGCGAGUCGUUGAGAAUGUUGAAGAAGCUGAAUUUGUUUUGGCUCAUGGUACUGAAGCCUUGGGGAAUGCCGAUGGCAGUUCAUGUUCAAUGAAACUUGAAGACAUGGAGAGGAUAUUGGAGCUUUGUGCUGCCAAAGGAAUUCCUAUGGUGGUAGCCAAUCCAGAUUAUGUAACUGUUGAAGCUAGAGACUUGCGUGUGAUGCCUGGUACACUGGCAGCUAAAUAUGAAAAGCUUGGGGGUGAAGUAAAAUGGAUGGGCAAACCUGAUGAGAUAAUCUACAAGUCAGCCAUGGCCAUGGCUGGCACAGAUGUUUCUGACUGUAUUGCUGUGGGUGAUUCAUUCCAUCAUGAUAUUAAAGGUGCUAAUGCUGCUGGAAUCGAAUCUGUUUUCAUCACUGGCGGGAUUCAUGCUACUGAACUUGGACUCCAUGGUUUUGGAGAAGUUGCAGAUUCAUCUUCUGUGCAAUCACUUGCCACCAAAUAUGAAGCUUAUCCUUCUUAUGUGUUGCGUGCAUUCACAUGGUAGAUCUUCAUCUCAAGGAAUCUGAACCACUACAGUUAUAAUUGUAAUCCUUUUGGUUUUGUAUGAUUUAUUGGCCAUUGAUACAAAUUACAUACUGUGUUGAUAAUUUGGUAACUAAAACAAGCAAGAUAAAACAAAAAAAAGAUGAGAGUAUAGUGCAUGCAUAGUGAAGUUUUACUGAAA